This is a messenger RNA of Mesorhabditis spiculigera, 1104 nucleotides long. The record is from the annotation of a GenBank genome assembly. Lineage: Eukaryota; Metazoa; Nematoda; Chromadorea; Rhabditida; Rhabditidae.
AUGCACCUCCAACUCGGUUUCGAGCACGUGCUAUUCAAUAUCUCGGCAAUCAGCAUUGCCCUUGAUGUGCUCACCUAUUUUCGGUUGAAAUUGAGCGCGAUAUCCACGCACAUCGUCCAGGUGCUACCCACAGUCUUGCUGCAAAAGGACAGAUUCGGUGCCUUCCGUUGGGCUCUAUCACAUUUUGUGACCAUCUACAAUUAUCAUUGGCACACCGUGCAUGCCGUUUCGCAGCUUUUCAUGUCACUAAUCGUCAUAUUUCUGGUGCGCCCAACCGCCGAUGAGAAGAGAGCACAGCACCCGCAAAAGAACAGGGACAAAAUGCCGACAACGUCGGCAACGAGUUUGGAUGAGGUCCACGACAAGCAUCAGCCAUCGACCAUUUUCGCCCGCACACCGGAUCACGCGCGCGCUUUCACCGUGUUUAUCCGGGUUAUCGGCGUAAUCUCGUUUGGGAUGCUGGAAUUGACGGCCGGCUCAUCGCCACCUUCUGCGGACCGUUGUUUCAUGGCGCUGACCAACGGCGGUUUGGUCAUCCUCGAGAGCGAGAACAAACUCUACCUGAGGCUUCGAGCAGGCAGAUUUGGACUGAGCCAUGUCGCUGUUGCCACGAAGGUCCACCAAGACCUUACCUAUCGAUUUUUGAAUGGCAGUGUUCAUGUGGACGUCGGACAAGGCGCGCGGAACAUGCAGGGCGCUCGAUUUGUUCAAGAAUACGGCCCCAAUCCACGCUACUGGCCCUUCAGUCUGUACGAGCACACGCGGAUGAACAUCCUGGACAACGUCGGCAGUACCUUGACGCCAGAAGAGGAGGUCAAACGCGGAUCCGACAAGGGCGGCUACAAAUGCUGGUUUGUCAACCUUCUUCCGUCGACGACGAUCUGUCCACCCACCAUCCGCUCAAUCGACGGCAAGCGCUUAGAAGUCUUCACGACAUCCCCAACAGCCAUUGUUUCUGUCGGCCAAAAAACAAUGUCGCAAGUCUAUACGGUCCGUGGAACCCCGAAUCGUCACGUCUACAACAUGAACUUCCACUACAACGGCGACCUCAUCGAGGUCAAGGUGACAUUGGACCACAGUGAAUGGAAUAUUACACUGCACAAU